Molecule: messenger RNA, 852 nt
Organism: Oryza brachyantha (malo sina)
Lineage: Eukaryota; Viridiplantae; Streptophyta; Magnoliopsida; Poales; Poaceae
Product: pathogenesis-related protein PRB1-3-like
Exons: 1
Coding region: 65-592 (175 amino acids)
Cellular component (GO): extracellular region
Source: RefSeq, a predicted model, not a curated record
UGUUCAAAGCCAAUCACACAACACAACAACCAUAGUGAUCAUCUCUCGAUCUCCAUAUCUAACAAUGGCGAUGAUGCGUUCAUCAAGCAGGUGCAGGUUAACCUGCUGCUUGGUCGUCGUGCUUGCAGCGGCCAUGGCGACGACGACGUGCGUGGCGCAGAACUCGCCGCAGGACUUCGUGGACCCGCACAACGCGGCGAGGGCCGACGUCGGGGUGGGGCCGGUGACGUGGGACGACACGGUGGCGGCGUACGCGCAGGCCUACGCGGAGCAGCGCCGCGGCGACUGCCAGCUGCGGCACUCGGACUCCGGCGGGAAGUACGGCGAGAACAUCUUCUGGGGCUCCGCCGGCGCCGCCUGGUCGGCGGCCGACGCCGUAUCGUCGUGGGUGUCGGAGAAGGAGUGGUACGACCACGACAGCAACAGCUGCUCGGCGCCGGAGGGGAGCUCGUGCGGCCACUACACGCAGGUGGUGUGGCGCGACUCGACGGCGAUCGGCUGCGCCCGCGUCGACUGCGACAACGACCUCGGCGUCUUCAUCACCUGCAACUACUCGCCGCCGGGCAACUUCGAGGGCCAAUCCCCUUACUAAUUAAUUAAUUAAUUAUCACACAUAUCCUCACUUGCUAAUCACAUCGUGAUUGGCACACGUACGUAUAUAUAAUACGUAUGCUCAUGAGAAUAAACUGAAUAAAGUUGUCAGCUGUGUGUGCAUGCACAGUGUAUAUAUCAAAUGUCACGACAGUACUACGUACGUGUUGGCUUUUUUUUUUUUACUUUUCUAUUUCAGUUGUUCAGAAAAACGAUGUGAGCUGAGUGGUCGAUCCGUUCGGUUUUUGUUUUUCCCAAGAG